AUGGCGGCUCCAGCUUCCAAACAAUUGGGUAUCACUCCGCCUUUAUCAACUACGCUUCCAACAGAUGCUGAGAAGCAAGCAACCGAUGCGCUGAUCGAAGAAUUGACACGAGAGAAUAAUUUCGAAAGUCGUGCUGAUACUGACAAAAGAACCGUCGUCCUUGCAUCCCUACAAAACAUAACUGAAGAAUUUGUAAAGCGAAUUUGCAGAAGGCAAGGUUUACCAGAGAAUGACAUCAAUGCUGCUGGUGGUAGAAUCUUUACAUAUGGUAGUUUUCGACUUGGUGUUUAUGGGCCUGGUUCUGAUAUCGAUACGCUGGUUGUCGUGCCUAAGAAUGUUUCCCGAGAGGAUUAUUUCGAAAUGUUCCCAGAUCUAUUGGUCGAACUGGCCCCCAAGGGAUCUAUCGAAGAACUCACACCUGUUCCUGAUGCCUUCGUUCCAAUUAUUAAGUUUGAAUAUUCAGGCAUCAGCAUCGAUUUGAUCUUUGCAAGCAUUGAUACUCUUGCGCAAGUUCCAAGGACCCUAACCUUAAAGGACGAUAAUAUAUUGACGGGUUUGGAUGAAGCUGGCCUACGCUCUCUUAAUGGAACUCGAGUCACCGACGAUAUCCUGGAUCUGGUACCGGAAAAGGGAGUAUUUAGAAGUGCUUUGAGAGGCAUUAAGCUUUGGGCGCAGAGACGGGCUAUCUAUGCUAACAUUAUGGGUUUUCCUGGAGGAGUCGCCUGGGCCAUGCUAGUGGCUAGAGUAUGUCAGUUGUAUCCAAAAGCAACCGCGUCUACAAUCGUUCUCAAAUUUUUCCGCAUUAUGGAAAAGUGGCAGUGGCCGCAACCAGUCUUACUGCAGCAAAUUAAAGGUGGCAGACUCAAUGUUCGCGUCUGGAAUCCGAGAGUUUACAAAUCUGAUAGUUUCCAUCUCAUGCCUAUUAUUACUCCUUCAUACCCAUCUAUGUGCGCUACUCAUAACAUAACAAACUCGACCAAAGAAAUCAUCUGUCGGGAACUUGCUCGUGGAGGAAAUAUUGUGGACAGAAUUAUGAUGGGCAAGGCACCUUGGAAGGAGUUGUUCGAAAAGCACACAUUUUUUACCCAAGGCUACAAAUACUACCUCUCCGUCAUCUCCGCCAGUACUACAAAGGAAGCUCAACUUAUAUGGGCUGGUUUGGUCGAAUCGAAAGUUAGGAUUUUGGUAACUAACCUAGAAGUUCAUGAUUCGAUCGCGGUAGCACAUCCAUUCAAUAAGGGCUUCGAACGAGUUCACAAAUGCAGCUCGGAGGAUGAAAUUGAUUCGGUAAAGGAGGGCGGACAUCAAUACCAAAUUUACGAAAUCCCCACAGUAACUACCGACCCAUCCCAUGAUCCCAGUUUGGGAAUUGCGGUCAAGGACCAGAAUGGAGAUGUACCAGAAGCCGACAAGAAGGAAACAAUGGUUUAUACAACAACAUUUUAUAUCGGCCUCGAGCUGAGCGAAGGAGCCAAAUCACUCGAUCUUGCAUGGUGUGUGGAUGAAUUUAAGAGAAUUUGCAGAGGCUGGGAUAAGUACAAUGAGGAGCUAAAUACUUUAUCUGUCAUUCACACUCGAAACUGCGACCUUCCAGAUGAUGUCUUUGCCGAAGGCGAGGUCAAGCCAACUCGUUCUCAAAAGAAAAAGAAGCGUACCGCAACCGAUGACGGUAGACGUGCACCCGCGAAGAGACAGCAGGUAGUUACUGCUGGAUGA
Molecule: messenger RNA, 1716 nt
Organism: Sclerotinia borealis F-4128
Lineage: Eukaryota; Fungi; Ascomycota; Leotiomycetes; Helotiales; Sclerotiniaceae
Source: the annotation of a GenBank genome assembly